Messenger RNA from Paramecium tetraurelia, 411 nucleotides. RefSeq lists its product as uncharacterized. The record is from RefSeq and is a predicted model, not a curated record. Lineage: Eukaryota; Ciliophora; Oligohymenophorea; Peniculida; Parameciidae. The transcript has a single exon.
AUGCUAUCUAUGAUGCAACAUAAUUAAAAUAUCAAAUAGGUAUUGUGUUCACAGAGGACUUGGUACAUAUCCUUAAUAAUACAUUAAAUUGUAUAGAAUCCAUCAUUUCUCAAAAGACAUUAAGUUGAAUUACAUUUCAUCCAUCAUAUGCAUUUGAUCAAGUGGUGCCUUUAAUUGCAACCUUAUUUUCUAUUAUAAUCCAUCGGAAUUUAUUCUUUUCUUUUGAUUAUGAACAAUUAAAUGGCUAACUAAUAUUCUUAUAAAACUUCUCUUGGGUAAGUUUAAAUAAUUAUUAAAUUCAGGUCAAUUUCAAUUCAUGAUAAUGCUUUUGCUUUCCAUUAAAAUUUUGCUAUAAAGUACUCACCACACAAUUUAUCACGAACAAGGCUUAUGUGGAAUGAAGAAUCUUGA